AUGCUGAUGAUUCCUAGUGUGCUCAUGCGAAAAUGUUUGCUCAAGUUCAUUAUUAAAUCAUAUGCGUUGGACAGAAAAAGGUUCAUCAUGCCAUCAAAAAAUGGUGCGAUAUCAUUGCGCACCGAAGAUGUGUUUGACAUUUUCGGGCUACAGAACAAGGGCAAAGAUGCCAUGAAAGCGCUAGGAAAAGGGGGGUUAAAGGCGAAGGUGAAGGUGCCUAGUCGCUUUCUAGAUUCCAAUACGGGGGAAAUGAUGAUAGACGAGCUGAUUGAGAACAUCAUUGCCAGUGGCACGUACGAUGAUGAUUUUCUCCGUAGAAUUGUUCUGGUUCUUCUAGGCACGGUUCUUGCACCGCAGUCCACGAAAGAAGUUCCUAAUGCUUAUUACAAGCUUCACAAAGACCUUAUCAGAUCUUACAAAAUUUACUUGGCCGAUCGGAAACCUUGCCCUCCUACAGAAGAUGAGGCUAAGAAGCGUGACGCGUACGACACGUCAUACGGCCGUGGUAAUGGGACGAUUGAUGACGUGAUAAGUGAGAAGUAUAGGCAGACAUUAAUUGCUCAACAAGGAAGAAAGGCGGAGGAAGAAUUAGAGCAAGAAGAUCGUGCCCAAAAAAGAAAGAUAAUAGAGAUGAGGCUUCAUCGCGCAGGGAUAAUAGUAGUGGAGAAGCUGGAGAAGAAAGGUCUUGUAUUCAAGCCAAACAAGGGGUCUGAUGAUGACAUUGAGUUUGUGGAGCAUAGUGAAGACUGGGUGGGGAAGUAUGGUCCAUCAAAAUACAAAUCAUCAAAAUAUUGGACAGGUGUAAAAUCAACUCCUGCAAAAGAAGAUAUGGACAACAGGGUGGACGCAUCCUUCACCACUGGGAACUGGAAUAAAUUGGCGCGUGAGAAAGGUGUGCAUCACAACACACCUGGUACAGGAGAUGAAGGAGACCCCUUCGUUAUUGAGGACAAUGGUAAUUCACCCAACCCAUCUCUUGCGACGGUAGACACGAAUGACUUUCCGGCUAUUACUUCAACCCCCAAGAUUAUGAAUGAAGUGUCAGACGGGUCUAGCGCUGAUAAAUCUGAGGAGAUUAGUAUGGAUAGUCUGAACACCCGUAUUAAAAAUGCGAAAGAAAAUGGCACUCCGAAGAAUGAUGGGAAGGAGAAUGAUGGGAAACGCAAGAGGAAACAGUCAAAAUAUUGUCUUUCACCUUACCAGCAGAACGGUGGACGUCUGUUUGGUAUAAGAGCUGCUAUGAUUAAUACUGAUUACAUUAAUGAGGAUCACAUAGAGGCCGCGAAGGUUUAUAUCCGGACACUGGCAGACUCGGAGAAUCUUUGCAGCAAAACUGUCGUGCACAUGACGGGAAUUGGUGGGGAAACAUGUACACCUGAAAUGCUUGAAGCCAUCAUUUCGAAAAAGUGGUUGCAUGGCGGUGUCAUCAAUAGUUAUUGCAACCAUAUGCAGACCCAUAAUCCUCGUGCUGACCGUCACAUAUUAUCAUCUUGGGUGUCCCACUGGCUUAUUCUUCGUGCUGAUGGAAAGGUUAACAACUCUAAGAGGCAUUUUAUGGAUCACUUCACAAACCAAACUAAAAUGGUGUCUAGAGUUACUGAAGAGUAUUUCAUCAAAGAUAAGGCAUACUUUCCUUUUCAUGUGGAAGAAAAUCAUUGGAUAACAGUUCUUAUGCACAACAAGAAAAAAGAGUUUCAAGUUUUAAACUCUACUGGUAAAUGCAGCAAAAGAGUUCUUGCAAAGAUUGCUAAGCUGAGGGCAGAAAUAGCAAAUGAUACAAAGCAGGUGAAUGCUCUUAUUGAAACGGAACAUCCUGACGUAUCAUCCUGGCCAAUAAGGGAGUACGAUAUGCCGUCACAAACAGACGGAGUCUCUUGUGGUCUUUUCGUGGUGAAAUGCGUUCAAAACUGGGACGGAGAUGAUUGGACAUUUGAGUUUGAUCAAGAUGAGGUUAAUGCUUCAAGGGGACGCAUUCUAGCUGAAAUACUUUUUUCAGAGUGCAACACGAAGGAAGUAGUGAAAGAGAAGAUCCUCAAGAUCAUGGAGAAGAAAUGA
Aegilops tauschii subsp. strangulata is the source of this 2055-nucleotide messenger RNA. Lineage: Eukaryota; Viridiplantae; Streptophyta; Magnoliopsida; Poales; Poaceae. The record is from RefSeq and is a predicted model, not a curated record.